CGUGUUUCGCAAAAUUAGUGCUAUGACCACAACAACGCAUUCUUCCUUGAGAUUUAUCCUAAUUGCGGCCCAAAUUUUCGGCAUGUUUCCUGUUUCUGGCGUGGCAAAAAAGGACCCCACUUUUUUAAAAUUCAAAUGGACUUCGAAACGGACGAUUUAUUCCAUAAUCUUUGCGCUUGCUGCAGUGGUAAAUACUAUCAUUUUUCUCGUACAUAGGGUGAGUUUGGGACGGCUUAAGUUCGCAGACUGGGUUACACUCGUAUUUUUCUCAGUGACUUUCCUCAUAGUUGUUUUACUAUUACAAAUUGCAAAACACUGGCCUUCACUUAUGAAGAAGUGGACACAGGUAGACGAGGCUAUGUCCGGGUACGGCUUUCCUCCGAAAUUGGAGAGGAAACUACGGAUAAUUUUUGCAAUCACUGUGGUUGCCUCCUUAGUGGAACAUGGAUUAUUUAUCAGGGUUGAGUACAUGUCUUGUCGGGGUAACAAUUUAUCAGAGGCACUGGAUCGUUUUUUAAUGUUUCACUACGACUACGUUUUCGCUCUUGUUCCUUAUCACGUGGUUUUGGGCAUUAUUCUAGAGAUUGUAAACAUUUUUAGUACCAUAUCGUGGACGUUUAUGGAUCUUUUUAUAAUUUUGGUCAGUCUGAGCUUGUCUGCAAGGUUUAAACAGGUGGCAAAAUACAUUAAAUUUCUCGUUGAACGAAAUGUAUUGAAUGAAAAUUCUUGGCAAAGGGCACGACAAGAUUACACUCGACUCACAAAUUUAUGUAAGGAUUUGGACGAAGUUAUGUCUAGUACAAUUCUGUUAUCAUUUGGGAACAACAUUUUCAUUAUCCUAGUGCAUCUUUACAAUUCUCUACAGAAACCUCUAGAAUUCGGUUAUUUAGAUGAAAUUUAUUAUUUGUAUUCUUUUAUUUGUCUCUUGGUUCGUAUCAGUGCUGUGGCUUUACAUGCCGCUACGAUAAAUACCGAGAGUAAGAGACCGAUUUAUCUUUUGAGUACGAUACCUCAUCAUCGUUAUAACUUGGAGAUUGACAGACUUUUGCUAUACACUAAAUAUGAAACUGCGGCCCUAACAGGACACAAGUUAUUCAGGAUAACCAGGACGUUGAUUUUAAAAAUAACUCUGGCAAUUGUAAUUUACGAAUUUGUUUUGGUGGAAUAUUUAAAAGUGGAAAUAACCAAUACAUCAUGGAAUAUUUGUCGGACUAAUAUGAAGGAAAACACCACUCAAAACUGCCUCUACUUCAUGCUUGUUUUUGCCCAAUGUUUCGGCAUGUUACCAGUAACCGGAAUAAGUGAAGAAAAUUGCAAGAAUUUAAAAUUCAAAUGGUCGUCCAAACGAACGUUUUAUUCGCUCACUUUCGCGUUGGUUGCCACAGCAAAUACGGUUUUUUUUCUCAUAAAAAUGAUCCGCGGAAAGAGGAAUGAAUUCCAAGAGUGGGUUGCAUUAUUAUUCUUCUUCGUUACUGUAAUAACAGUGGUGAUCUUCCUAGAUGUGGCCAAAAAGUGGCCGCAACUUAUGAAAAAAUGGACAGAGGUGGAUACGGCCAUGAAUUCUUACGGCUUUCCGAUUGGUUUAACAAAGAGAUUAAAAACAACGACCUUACUAGUUAUUUCAGCAGCGAUUGUGGAACAUGGUUUAUUUGUUGCCGUUGCUUCUGCACCAUGUGAGGGCAAAAAUUGGUCUGAAUUAUUUAAUAACUACUUCAAAAUGCGAUUUGAUUACGUAUUUGACGUGAUCCCGUACCACUUUUUCUGGGGCAUAAUGUUCCAGGUCUUAAAUAUUUUUAGCACCGUAUCUUGGAAUUUUAUGGAUUUGUUUAUAAUUUUAAUCAGCUUGUGUCUAUCUGAGAGAUUUAAGCAAGUGGCGACCAGAACGAAUCAAUUAGCUGCCAAAGAAGUGACCGAUGAACGAAUUUGGGAACAAUUAAGAGAAGACUAUACACGUCUUACGAUUUUAUCUCACACUGUGGACAAGACACUGGCUAACACUGUUGUCCUAUCAUUUGCAAACAAUUUAUUUGUCAUUCUUGUCCAGUUAUUUUACAGCUUACAGGCGCCUCCACGUUUCGGAAUUUUGAACAAACUCUAUUAUGUCUAUUCUUUCGCUUUCCUGAUUAUUCGUAUGGUUGCCGUUGCUUUAAAUGCCGCCACAAUUAAUAACGAAAGUCUAAAACCUAAAUAUUGCUUAAAUACUUUGCCCCAUUUUCUCUGGAAUGUUGAGAUUGAUAGAUUUAUUUAUCAAAUUAAGUACAGUCCAGUGGUGCUUACAGGUCACAAAUUGUUCAAAAUAACCAACGCUUUGGUUCUACAGAUAACCGUGGCCAUCGUAACAUAUGAAUUGAUUAUGAUACAGUACGUAAGAGUAAAAUGGUCUUGAAUAAAAGAAUUAUUGUUAAAUAUUGUGUACACCCUUGUAAUAAUA
This is a messenger RNA of Tribolium castaneum (red flour beetle), 2431 nucleotides long. Its product is annotated as gustatory receptor for sugar taste 64a. The transcript is spliced from 16 exons. Gene Ontology annotation, molecular function: taste receptor activity. Gene Ontology annotation, biological process: sensory perception of chemical stimulus; detection of chemical stimulus involved in sensory perception of taste. Lineage: Eukaryota; Metazoa; Arthropoda; Insecta; Coleoptera; Tenebrionidae. The record is from RefSeq and is a predicted model, not a curated record. Gene Ontology annotation, cellular component: membrane. Bases 23 to 2386 code for a protein of 787 amino acids.